Molecule: messenger RNA, 6702 nt
Organism: Taeniopygia guttata (zebra finch)
Lineage: Eukaryota; Metazoa; Chordata; Aves; Passeriformes; Estrildidae
Gene: TGFBR3
Product: transforming growth factor beta receptor 3
Biological process (GO): transforming growth factor beta receptor signaling pathway; regulation of transforming growth factor beta receptor signaling pathway; epithelial to mesenchymal transition
Molecular function (GO): type II transforming growth factor beta receptor binding; transforming growth factor beta receptor activity; glycosaminoglycan binding
Source: RefSeq, a predicted model, not a curated record
UUACUGCCGGGCCGGAGGCCGGGCGGCUGCACACGCGCCUCCUCCGCCUCCGCCUCGUCGCCGCCUCCUCCGCGCUCCGGGCAGCGGUGGCCGGCGCUGGGCGGCCUUGGUGAGGGCUGCGCUCCCGUCCCGGCCGGCGGUGCCCAUGGCGUAGCUGUGCUGCUGCGCGCCUGCCCCGCGCGACGCGGCGUGGACAGACCUGCCGCCGGGCAAUUAAAAGUCCAGAAGAUCUGAUUUCAAAGCUCACCACAAAUUUCAAAGAAAGUAAAUCUACAUGAGGAAUCACAAAGCAAGUUGAUUUGAGAAGAUACAGCAUUUACAAAAAUGUCAAGUUGUGUGACUUCAGUGUUUGCUUUGAUGGUUUUGUGCUUUGCAGCUGCAGGUCCUGUGCCUCAGAGGGAAUGUGUCUUAUCGCCUGUUAACAAUUCGCACCCAGUCCAUGCCUUGUUGGAAAGCUUUACAGUCUUAUCUGGCUGUGCAAGCCGGGGCACGACGAGCCUGCCCCAAGAGGUGCACGUCCUCAAUCUCAGAAACCCCAAGGAGGGUCUUGGCCAUCAUGAAAGAGAGGUCACAUUACAUUUGAAUCCAAUUUCAUCAGUGCAUAUUCAUCAGAAGCCUCUGGUGUUUCUUCUCAACUCUCCUAUGCCUUUGGUCUGGAAGCUAAAAACAGAAAGACUGGCACCUGGAAUCCGAAGAGUUUUCUUUGUGUCUUUAGGUUCCGUCGUUCAGUUUGAGAAGGGAAACUUCUCCUUGUCAGCAGAAACAGAAGAAAAGUUUUUUCCUGAGAAAAAUGAACAACUGCUACAGUGGGCCCAGAAGGAAUAUGGAGCAGUAACAUCUUUCACUGAACUUAAAAUAUCAAGAAACAUCUAUAUUAAAGUAGGAGAAGAUCAAGUUUUUCCUCCCUCGUGCAACAUAAAAAAGAAUUUCCUCUCAUUAAAUUACCUUGCGGGCUACCUACAACCAAAACCAGCAGAGGGGUGCCUUAUGUCUAACUUAGUCCAAGAAAGAGAAGUUCAUAUCAUUGAACUAAGUACUCCAAAUUCCAAUCCUAACAGUGCUCUCCAGGUGGAUAUAAUCGUUGACAUUAAACCAUCUCAGCCAGGCGCCAGACUUGUCAGAGAUGUCGUGCUUAUCCUCAAGUGCAGAAAGUCUGUCAAUUGGGUUAUCAAGUCUCAUGAUGUCCAGGGAAAGCUGGAAGUGAUUACAUCAAAUAGUAUAGGUUUUGGAAAAGAAACAGAACGAUCCAUGACUAUGAGUAAAUCAGUAAUACCUGACCUUCCCUCAUCGCAUGAGAGUUUGAUCAAGUGGGCUUAUGAGCAUAAUUAUAGUCCAGUUAUUUCCUACACAAAAGCACCUGUUGCUAACAGAUUUCAUCUGCAACUUGAAGAUAUAGAAGAGAUGAAUGAUGAAGAAGACCAUUCCCUUCCUCCAGAGCUGACAGAAUUGCUGGGUGCUAACCCACUGCCAGCUCCAAAGAAUACCGAUGGCCUGACUUUUCCAUUUCACAUUAACAGAGGAAGACAUGACACAGUGGGAGAAGAAAUCUUCCCAUCCAGGCAUUCAGUAGAUACAUUAAUAAACCAUGACUUCGGGCAUUCCCUCUCAAAACAUAAAGAGCCUGAAGAAGUUCAGGGCAGUGCUGAUAUGGCCCUGUCAAUAAAAUGUGAUGACAAAAUUAUGACAGUAGCUGUAGAAAAAGAUUCUCUACAGGCCGGCGGCCACGCCCGCACGGAGCUCUCGCUGCUGGACCACUCCUGCAAAGCCAGGAUGAACGGCACCCACUUCAUCUUGGAAUCUUCGCUCAACAAAUGUGGCACUCGGACAGCGUAUAUCUUGAACAAGAUUGUUUAUUUUAACUCUAUUGUCAUUCAGCUGUCAGCACCAGCUGAAGGCAGUGGUUUUGAAGAUGACGACAUGGAAUCAGGUGAUAAUGGAUUUCCAGGGGAUGCUGAUGAGGGAGAGAUGGCUUUCUCAAGCUGGCCUGAAAUAGCGUUUAAUUGCACACUGCACCAGCCAGAGGAUGACAGAGGCAUUUUCUGGCCUCCUGAACCACACAUCACCAAUGUGACCUUCAACAUGGACCUGUACAAAACAGAUUUGUUCCUUGCUCCCUCCCAAGGACUCUUCUCUGUUUCCAAGAAUGGGCCAGUAUAUGUAGAGGUGUCUGUGACUAAAGCUGACAGAUCGCUAGGCUUUGCCAUUCAAACGUGCUUUGUUUCCCCGUUUUCAAAUCCAGAUAGAAUGUCUGACUAUACCAUUAUAGAAAACAUUUGUCCUAAAGAUGAAUCUGUUAAAUUCUACAGUAUUGAGAAAAAGAAUUUUCCAAUAUCACAUGCACAGAAGGACAGAAAAAGAUUUAGCUUUGUGUUCAAACCAAUGUUCAACAUCUCACUGCUCUUUCUUCACUGUGAGUUGACUUUGUGUGCAAAUAAAGGCAAAGAUACUCAAGGACUGCCAAAGUGCAUUCCUCCUGAUGAAGCUUGCACCUCUCUCAAUGUGGAUAUGAUCUUGGCCAUGAUGCACAACAAGAAAACCUUCACCAAGCCCCUUGUUGUAAUAACACAUGAAGGAAAACAAGAAGAUCCUUCCUUUCCAAAGCCAAAUGUGAGACAGCUACCCGCGCUGUACGGGCUGGACACGCUGACGGUGGUGGGCAUCGCCUUCGCGGCGUUCGUGAUCGGAGCCCUGCUGACCGGAGCGCUCUGGUUCAUCUACUCACGCACAGGGGAGACAUCAGGAAGACAGCAGGUCCCUACGUCACCACCAGCCUCCGAGAACAGCAGUGCAGCGCACAGCAUUGGCAGCACACAGAGCACCCCCUGCUCCAGCAGCAGUGCCACCUAGCCCGGGGACACAGCCGAGGAGCAGCACAGGACUGUGUUGUGGGGACAUCGGACAGCAGCUUCUUAACGUUGAAAGGAUUGGUUUGGUUGCUUCUGAAAAAAAUUAGGAGGGAUUUUUCUAUGGGGAAAAAAAAAAAAAAAAAGACUGAUUUUCUUUGGGGAAGCCACUGUGUGUGUGAGUGUGUAUAUGAGCACACAAUGCAUGAGUGAACACAGCCUGUUGGAUCUUGUUAGCACGUUGUUCUACAUGUGACAAAGCUACUAAUUUUACAGUACUGCAACCUGUUCUAGGGGUCUGUGGGCCCUCAAUGUGAAAUCUAUGCCAGUUUGGAAAAAUGCUGCUUUGUCUAUACGAUUUUUUCCUUUCCCUGAACCUUCUCAUUGACACAAGGUAUUCAUUAAGGGAAUUCAGUCAUAGAAUCACAGAAUGGUUUGGGCUGGAAGGGAUCUUAAAGAUCAUCUAGUUCUAACCCUCUGCCGUGGGCAGGGACACCUUCCACUAGACCAGGUUGCUCAAGCUCCAUCCAAUGUGCCUUUGAAUACUUCUAGAGAUGGGAUAUCCCAACGUCUCUGGGCAAUCUGUUCAGUUCCUCACCACCCUCAUAGUAAAGAGUUUUUUCCUAAUAUCUAAUUCAAAUCUGCCCUAUUUCAGUUUAAAGCCGUUACUCCUUGUCCUAUCACUACAUAAGAUAAGAAGAACAAAGAUGAUUAUAAGUCAAAGGAUUUCUCUUUUUCUGAGCAAGAAAACAUCAAUGUCAGAUCUCCUUGGUAAAUAACAUUUUAUUAUUCAGCUACAUUUAUCCUCUUUUGAAUAAUCUUUGUUUUUUCAGCUUACAGCUAGAGCAUCUCAUUUGCUUUCUUAUUGUGCUUGCAGCUUCAGGUUUGGUCCAGGUAUUUUUGUUAUAAUAGUCAUUGAUUUGGUGAUUUGAAAAGAGCACACUCUAACAUUCCCUCUUGUUUUAUGGGCCAAAGCUCUUUUAUAAGAGAUUUUUUGAUCUUCUAUACCAAAUACAGGCACACACAAACAUUAAGACAAAAUCUUGUGCACUAAAUGGAUGGGUGUGUACCUUUAAGGGCAAUGUCUUUAUGCAAAUAGAUACAUAUAUCGAGGUAUACACAGCCUAACUACCAAUUGGAAAUUAGCACAGCAUUCCUUCCUUACAUAAACAUAUAAUCCAUAAAUAUAGAUAAACUGAAAAUACAGUUUUAAAUUUUAUAUAUAUAAUAGGUAGAUAGGUGAGAGAAAGAGGUUGAUUUGAUUCCAAUCUUUUAGCUAGCCUAAAUUCUCUUUGAAAUAAGAGAUGAGUUUAAGGGCACAAGGACAAUAGUGCCUGUUGUUUGCUGUCCUCUGAAAAUAGUUGUGCAGUUGUUUGUGUCAAACUGUUGUAUGAACGUUAUGAUUGGAUAGUCCAAAAGUAGUAUCAGAAUAUGGAAAUGCAAGAAGGAUACUAAUUGUCACUAUUUUUAGUGUCAUUGCCUUAUCUUCACCUUCGAAUUGAUGCACAACAAAAAGCAAGAAAAGACACUUUUAACACUUUUGACUGUUACUUGCCACUUUGUAAUGUGUUCUACUGAUCCUUCUUUGAGGAAGAGAGAGCAUUGUUUUCGUCUAAAAAUGGGAUUAAUAACUUUCAUUAGCUGUAGUGAAGGUUACCUGUGUUCUGCAAAAGAGGAAGGGACUUCACUACACUUGAGUGAUAGUCUGCCCAGAAGUCUGAGCUGCAGAUUUCUUGCUGAUUCUACACUUGUGCCUUGCUGAUGCCAGGAUGGUCCAAGUGCAACAUAUGCAAAGAUUUAAGUGCCCAGGAUCAGGCAGAGUGUUACUCACUUUAAAUCAAAUCUGUUACCAAUCCUGCAAACCUAUGCAAAUGGGGAACUGCAUGCUUUGUCCUCACUAUCGGAAACACGUGCUCGACACUGAACCAGGGCUGGUCUCAGUGUCUGUGCAGGCAGGGGAGCCUUAGAGUUACACAUGCAAAAAUAUUUGAUGUUACAGGCCAGUGAGCAGUCCUGGUGCUGUGGACAGGGUGUCGUGUAGGCGUGGUUACCCCCGUGCAGAAGGGUGUGCAGGACUAGCUCUGCUCCGAGCCGUAGGGAGGAUGAAUGUGCUGCCUGUGUGGUUGAAAAGAAAGCGCUUUGCCUAACCUUCAGCAGAAUGUAUUGUUAAAGCAUAUUCUAUGUGUAAAGUCUUUAAAGAUGUCUUCAAAGAAGACUAGAGUCUUUAACUUCAAUCAUAGCUAUAUUUUACUACAUUAAAUUUCUGUAUAAAGAUAUAUUUAAAUGUUUUAGAUAAAUGUAAGUUACUCUAUAUGAAAUGUUUAAUUUCAAUUACUGUGAAAUUUACAUAUUUUGUAAAUUCCUUUCCCCAUUUUAACCCUUUCCUUCCUCAAAUAUUUUAUUAAGUAGUUUCUCAUAGGAAGUAUUAGAUUUGGUUGUUGGGAUGGACAGGUUGAAAAAUUCUGUGUAAAAUAGAUAAUUGUAUAUUUUUGAGAGAAACAUGCUGCAUUAUCAAUUUUUUAUCAAAAAAUUAAUCUAAUUUUAGAAUAAUUUACAGAUUUAUAUAUACCAUUGGAUAAACCAAAAAUAUAUAAAGUCAAAGAUUUGAUUUGUUGACUUGUGUGUGAAAUACAGUUUAAAUUAACUGAACUUGAUAUAUUCAGCUAUUUAAUUCAGCAAUUUUAAUACACCUGAGUUAAUUGUCUGUUGGAGUUUACCAAAAUAGCACAUGAUGGCUUAGCAGAUGGAAGAGUCAUUUUUGCUUCAAUAAAGAGAGAGAACCAAACCCAGGCAUUCCCAGUGAAUAACCUUAAUAACAGAAGUGUGUUUGCAGCAGCUGUUGAGCUGCCCUCAGCUCAGAGCCUGAUACAUCUCUAGGCUCUGGUUUUAUAGCAGCCAUUUGUCACCACUGCCAGUCUCUGUGUGUGGUGUGGCAGCUCCUGAAUGUGUGACUGCUGAGGCACCGAUUCCCACCUCUGCCCCACGGGGUUUCACCGCGCUGGACUCACAUGGCAGAGCCCUGUGGGGGCCGGAAGGCCAGGGAGACUCUCCUGUGCCAGCAGAGGGUGUUAAAGCAGGGGUUUGGAUGGAUGGAGUCAGUGGUUAAUUUCAGCAUGAUGGAAUCAAGUGCAAAGGAACUUAUGUUAGAUUGGGAGGAUUGGGCUUAAAAUGGACACCUUCUGCCUGUAAAAGCUAUUAGUAGGAUACUUAAACUCCCAAGUACUGCUUGUUCUGUCAUGUGUCGUCUAAUCACUAACUCUAAUCUUUUACAUUAUUUGGUUUUGGACAUUAUUACAUUUGUGUUUCAAGAGAUCAAAUCUUCUGUGUUAGGCUAUUUUUGUAGCAUUUCCCACAUGAAAAUGUAUUUUGCAAAAUGUCUGUAGAUGCUGAUGAUUGUAACUUUCCCCCUGCUCUUUCCUAACCAUUCCUCUCGUGUAUGUUCUUUCUGUUAUGUAUAUCUACCUCAUGCUUCACAAGAAGACUGUACUGUUGGUUGUGCUACAGCCCUUCAUGUGAGGUGACUGUUGUGCCCUGUUGUUGUUUGCCAUUCAUUGGGACAUUCAUAGCGUUAUCAGAUCUUCGCUGCCAUGUCCUGCCAGUUCCAAACACAAUAUUCUCACCUUUAAAUAAAUAAGUAUAUUUCUUUUAAAUGCAAAUGCCAGAUUUUUUUUUAAUCAAAGAAUGGGAGAAAUUUACUUGCUAAAACCUGUGGCCAGUCUGAACACCCCAUUUGUAUUUCGUAUUGCAUUCAGUAUUUCAGAGCCUUGUGGAAAUGCAUAGUUGUACAGUUUUGAUAACCACAGUGUCAUGUCAUCUUAGUCUCUUGUGCAUAAUAAAGUAUAUAUCAAUUUAUUAAUAA